AUAAUAAAAAAAACAAUGCAUUGUUUUUAUUUAAUUUGCACGGUUGUUGAAAAAAAAUUUAAGUUGUAAUUUUAAGGACGAAACUGAGGUGUAUCUGUGAAUCCAAACAGAUCAUGAAAUUUUCUUUUUGACAUUUCGUGAGUUUCAGUACAAUGUUAUGUUCACACAAGAGGUAUGCGUAAUCCAGAGGCGGCAGUUUGGAGACCUGACAUAACGGUCCUGUCGAUUUGUAAGUAGUUGUGUCAACAGGUGUGUGGUUAGUGAAAUGACAUCGCCGCCGUAACUAUGCCAGGGCACGCGGUGGUGGUGUGGGAGUGGGAGAACAGACAGGGGCGGUGGCGGCCCUACAGCCCCGAGGUCUCGCAGCUUCUGGAGCGCGCCCACUGCAAGAAGCUGACCCGCGUCAUACUCAGCGACGCGGAUCCUCUGCUCGACCGCUACUACAUUAACCUCAGAACGAGAACCCAGUGCUCAGAAGAUGCUGGAGUGCCACACAACGUGCGUCGCAAGUGCUACCUGCCCGACUCCCCCGCGGGGAAGGGCUCCAAGUGGGAGUGGGUGGGGGACGGUCCCGGGGAGUGGCACACCUACGACAUGGAGAUACAGUGCCUCAUCGAGGACGCUUGGGCUCGGGGUGACCAGACCAUAGACGUCAGCAAGACCUUCCCGUCGUUCCCGUACAUCAUCAACUUCUGCAACCUGACCCAGGUGCGCACCAACACGGGGUACGUGAGGUCGGUGCGACGCGUGCAGCAGGCUCCUUAUCCGUGGGUCAAGGUGGGCCCGGACGACCUCGGCUCAGUGGUGGGCCGCAGAGCAGUUCCGUCAUCGAACAAGGUAGGGUCGCAGAACCAGAAGCCUGAGUCGAGUGUUUCCAAGAAGUCUGCUGCGGCAUCUUCAAGUUCAGCAACGGCCACCAAGAAAACACCAAAGAAGAAGACCUCGUCUGAAGGCCACGGGAAUAUUGCUCGCACCAUCCUUAGCAAUCUUAACAUAUUUAGCAGCAAGCCGAGCCACGCGGCCAGCAGUCCUCCCACCACCAUCCUCACCACCACCGUCACCAAGACCACCACCACGAAGGUGGUGCAGGGUGGCUCCGGGAGCGACUCCGUCCUGGACGCGGACUCGAGCAGCACCAAGAGCGGGCGUCGUCCCAGCGUCGACACCGUCUCCACCUACCUCAGCCACGAGUCCAAGGACAGCGAGCAUCGCACCUCCCAGGGGGACCUGCUGGACUGCAGCCACAGCAGCGAGGACGUGUCGGAGGGGGGCCGGCCCCCGGGCGCCGGCUCCAUCGUGGGCGUGGACGAGGCCAGCGACGGCAUCUCCCGGUUCGUGCGGGCGGUGGAGCCGGGCCGCUGGGCCCGCGCCAACUGCCCCGUGUGCCUGUGCGACCUGGCGGGGGCGGAGAUCGUGGUGGCGCUGGCCCGCUGCCUGCACCAGCUGCACCUGGACUGCCUCAACCUGCUGCUCACCAGCCUGCCGCCCGGCAACAAGUUAUACAUCCAGUGUCCGAUAUGCAAGACUAUUUACGGGGAGAAAACGGGCAACCAGCCUAAAGAAGGCACAAUGAAGUGGACCGUAUUGAACUACUCGUUGCCAGGCUAUCAUGGUGCUCGAACACUUCAGAUAACGUACAACUUCGCGUCGGGGAUCCAGGGCCCGGAGCACCCCAGCCCGGGCCGGCCCUACUACGCGGUGGGCUUCCCGCGGACGUGCUACCUGCCCGACACGGAGAAGGGGCGGCGCGUGCUGAAGCUGCUGGGAGUGGCGUUCCAGCGCCGCCUGGUAUUCACGGUGGGGCGGAGCGUGACGACGGGGCGCGAGGACGUGGUCACGUGGAACGAGAUCCACCACAAGACGGAGCCCGGGACCAGCCACGGGGGCCACGGCUACCCCGACCCGGGCUACCUGGACAACUGCCUGGCCGAGCUGGCGGCCCACGGGGUGACGGAGGGCGACCUGGGCGGGGUCUACCAGGAGCUGUGCUAGCGGGUUUCAAGUUUGAAGUGGAACGUACAAAUUAUCUUGCCAUUAUGUGCCAAUAUCAAGUAUAUCUAGUGUGUGUUUAUGUUUAAAAAUUUUUAUUUAUAUAUCUAUAGUGUGUACUUGAUGAAGAUGAUUAGUUAGCUCAUUAAAUUAUAGCCUUUAAUAUACAUA
This is a messenger RNA of Bacillus rossius redtenbacheri, 2160 nucleotides long. It is a transcript of the gene dx, whose product is annotated as protein deltex. The record is from RefSeq and is a predicted model, not a curated record. Gene Ontology annotation, cellular component: nucleoplasm. Gene Ontology annotation, molecular function: zinc ion binding; ubiquitin protein ligase activity. Gene Ontology annotation, biological process: Notch signaling pathway; protein ubiquitination. The transcript has 9 exons. NCBI's taxonomy places the organism in Eukaryota, Metazoa, Arthropoda, Insecta, Phasmatodea, Bacillidae. The coding region runs from base 286 to 1992 and encodes 568 amino acids.